GGUCACGCUGCUUUUUGGCGGCCAUUUCUCUAAAAGCUCCGCAAUUUGGGCUGUCGUCGAAGUGCUCCAGUCACUAAAGACAGACGGGAGCUGGGUCGGCGGCGAGUAACCUGCAGCAUUUGCUCGUCGUCGCGAUGAGUUUGCCCCUCAAUCCCAAACCUUUCCUCAAUGGAUUAACAGGAAAGCCAGUAAUGGUGAAACUUAAGUGGGGAAUGGAGUACAAAGGCUACCUAGUAUCUGUGGAUGGCUAUAUGAACAUGCAGCUUGCAAACACAGAAGAAUACAUAGAUGGAGCAUUGUCUGGACACCUGGGUGAAGUUUUAAUAAGGUGUAAUAAUGUCCUUUAUAUCAGGGGUGUUGAAGAAGAGGAAGAAGAUGGGGAGAUGAGAGAAUAGCAUCUUUUGUUGGGAAUUUUUUUUAUAUUUGUUUCUAGGUAAUAAAAUGUAUGCUUGUUUUUCAA
Phyllostomus hastatus (greater spear-nosed bat) is the source of this 460-nucleotide messenger RNA. RefSeq names its product small nuclear ribonucleoprotein polypeptide F (gene SNRPF). Gene Ontology annotation, molecular function: RNA binding. Bases 135 to 395 code for a protein of 86 amino acids. The transcript is spliced from 4 exons. Lineage: Eukaryota; Metazoa; Chordata; Mammalia; Chiroptera; Phyllostomidae. Gene Ontology annotation, cellular component: U1 snRNP; catalytic step 2 spliceosome. The record is from RefSeq and is a predicted model, not a curated record. Gene Ontology annotation, biological process: spliceosomal snRNP assembly; mRNA splicing, via spliceosome.